This is a messenger RNA of Lemur catta (Ring-tailed lemur), 2720 nucleotides long. RefSeq names its product rhomboid domain containing 1 (gene RHBDD1). Gene Ontology annotation, molecular function: serine-type endopeptidase activity. Gene Ontology annotation, cellular component: membrane. The record is from RefSeq and is a predicted model, not a curated record. The transcript has 7 exons. Bases 569 to 1519 code for a protein of 316 amino acids. Lineage: Eukaryota; Metazoa; Chordata; Mammalia; Primates; Lemuridae.
UCCGCCUCCUGGGCGUCCUCCGUGGGUCCGAGAGUAGGGAGGGCGUUUGCCGCAGAGACUGUACUGGGGGUCCCAUCCUCCUCGCCCCAGCUCUGCUGGACGCUGGACCUUGCCGGGAACCGUGUGUCCAGGAUGGGGCUGGCUCUGAGGGCGUUUUAAAGGAUUGCUUUUAGAAGCAGGAAGUUUACAGCUGUGUUGCAUCAGCAACACAGUUUGAGGUUUCAGGUGCUCUCUCGGCAGUAACUUUUCUGUUUCUCUGCAAGAGUCUAUGGUAAACCCAGUCCUAACCUCAGUAAUUGUUUUAAUAGGGGGCAGAACAUUUACAUAAGUGGAUUUAACCCCUUUCUGCCCACACCUUAAAAACCUUUGGAUAGAUGUUUUCAAAAACGGAUCACAUGCUUGUGUUUCCGAACUGAGCGCAAACUCGGGAAGACUCAGGAUUACUAUCAAAACGAAUUAUGGCCUGUUAUGAUUCAGUUUUCGAGGUUCAGCUGUUUGUAUACCUCUCCAGAUACCUAAAACCUGAUCACAUUUUUCCUUGAUCAGACUGACUUCCUGGUAUCUAACCAUGCAGCGAAGAUCAAGAGGGAUUAAUACUGGGCUUAUUCUGCUCCUGUCUCAAAUCUUCCACGUUGGGAUCAACAAUAUUCCACCUGUCACCCUAGCAACUUUGGCUCUCAACAUCUGGCUGUUCUUGAGCCCCCUGAAGCCGCUGCACAGCUCCUGCCUCAGCGUGGAGAAGUGUUACCAGUAUAAAGACUGGCAGCGUUUGCUGCUUUCUCCCCUUCACCAUGCCGACGACUGGCAUUUGUACUUCAACAUGGCGUCCAUGCUCUGGAAAGGAAUAAAUCUGGAAAGAAGACUGGGAAGUAGAUGGUUUGCCUAUGUCAUCACCACAUUUUCCCUACUCACUGGGGUGGUGUACCUGCUCCUGCAGUUUGCUCUUGCUGAAUUUAUGGAUGAGCCUGAGUUCAGAAGGAACUGUGCCGUAGGUUUCUCAGGAGUUUUGUUUGCUUUGAAAGUUCUUAACAACCAUUAUUGCCCUGGAGGCUUUGUCAACGUUAUGGGCUUUCCUGUACCCAACAGAUUUGCUUGUUGGGCCGAACUUGUGGCUAUUCAUGUAUUAUCACCAGGGACUUCCUUCGCCGGGCAUCUGGCCGGGAUUCUUGUUGGACUAAUGUACACUCAGGGGCCUCUGAAGAAAAUCAUGGAAGCAUGUGCAGGCAUUUUUCCCUCCAAUACUGGUUAUUCAGGACAGCAGUACUACUUUAAUAGUUCAGGCCAUUCUGGAUAUGAGAAUCAUUAUCCAUAUGGCAGGCCAGGCUACUAUGAAGAAGCACCCAGGAACUACGAUGUGUACACAGCAGGACUGAGUGAGGAGGAACAGCUGGAGAGAGCAUUAAGAGCCAGCCUUUGGGACCGAGGAAAUACCAGACACAGCCCACCACCCUAUGGGUUUCGACUCUCUCCAGAAGAAGAAAUGAGGAGCCAGCGGCUUCACAGAUUCGAUGGCCAGUGAGGUGGCACAGUGUCGGGAAGACGUGGUCUGGUCGUGUAAUUAUUGCCCAUUUGGUUCAUUCCCCAGGCACCUGAUUUGUUUUAAACAAAAGCGGAGAACCCUGUUAUCAUUCCAGAUUACGCACAUCUGCCUUGAACACCAUCCUGUGUCCCUGUGAGUCCAGAUUCACAAGCCAGGUGACUUGUUCUGGAGCCGGGCUCGCUGAAGGCAGCUCACAGCUUCCUGGAAGCGGCCCUCCUUCUGGCCUCCUCCUCUCUCACAGUCACUUCCUCAGCGCAGGGACAGGUGUCCGCGCUCUGUUCUCUCACUGCCGACUCGGCAGUGCCUCUGCUGUGUUUUACUGUUGAAGACUGUGACCUUCACCAGUCAGUAAGCUCAGUCCCUUGUUCUGCCUGGAGUGCCUCAUGCUGGACUUGGCAGGAGGUGAGGACCAUCCCCUUGUCCUCCUGGCACGUUGCCAUGGUGGCUGUCCAGGAACGGGAUGUGGCCACCCUGGCAGUAUGCUGUUCUGUUCCUCCUUCCCCAGGUGCCUCGGCUGCCCGGGCCCCGGCGUCUGGGUGGUGUUUGCAGGGCACUGCUUUGCUCCUGCACUGCCCGCCUUUAUAUGUUAAUAUUAAUAGAAUGUUUUACUGAAAAAGUGUACGAAAGGUGGGGAAGACGCCUACACACUCCAUUAGAUAUCAGGUGGCACCCGCAAUUUAGGUUCAUAGCCACCCCUCCAGUGGCAAUAGGUGCACCCAGGAGAUGGGACUUGUCAUUUAACUAAUGAGCAAAGUAGCAACAGGUGCCACCUAUGGAGUAGAGCAAAGGCAUUCAGUGGAUUGGUCACUAGAAAUUUUUCUUGCAGAAAGUAUUUUUUUUCCUCAUAAAAGUGCCUCUUAAUCGGCCACCGUAACAGCCACCUUUCCUGGCCAAGUGUUCAAAACAUGCCCUGGGUCCUGCAAUGCUAUAAUCCACAUGUUGUCUGUCCAAGUCAUUUGAGGCGUUUCCUGGUGCUUAUGUUUCAUGAAUAAAAGGGCAAAGUCAAAACAUGACUGAUAUCUUAUUGUCACAGAGAUAUUUAUUUUUAAAGAGAUUUAGAAACAGAAAAAAAUCUUCCUUUUAAAAUUUAUCUACCAUUUACAUAUCAUUUUCUGACUAUGAAAGCAAUAGAUAUGCCUUCUGUACGCAUAAAGCAAACAUCUGGAAGGAAAUACACCCA